Messenger RNA from Cricetulus griseus (Chinese hamster), 598 nucleotides. Lineage: Eukaryota; Metazoa; Chordata; Mammalia; Rodentia; Cricetidae. The record is from RefSeq and is a predicted model, not a curated record.
GCCGGCUCUGGGAAGAUGGCUGCUGCCGUGCUGCUGGCAGUGGGUUUGCACACCGCGCGCAGCCCCGCGGGGGCCGCGUGGGCCCGGGGGGCGCAGGUCCGGGGAAAUGCAGGUGUGACUGACGGGGGUGAAGUGGCCAAGGCCCAGAAAGCAGCUCCUGGAGGGGCAGCGCCAACCAUCUUCUCCCGGAUUUUGGACCGAAGCCUCCCAGCUGACAUUCUAUAUGAAGACCAGCAGUGUCUAGUGUUCCGUGAUGUGGCCCCUCAGGCUCCUGUGCAUUUUCUGGUCAUUCCUAAGAAGCCCAUUCCUCGAAUUAGCCAGGCUGAAGAAGAAGACCAGCAGCUUCUAGGACACUUACUCCUUGUGGCCAAGAAGAUAGCAAAGGCUGAGGGUCUGAAAGAUGGGUAUCGGCUUGUGGUCAAUGAUGGGAAGAUGGGCGCACAGUCCGUGUAUCACCUGCAUAUUCACGUACUUGGAGGCCGACAGCUGCAGUGGCCGCCUGGCUAACCUGCCAGGUGACCUGGGACCACAGACCUGGAUGUGUGGGUGGAGAAAGGGAAAAGAAAUCCUAUGGCAUUAAUAAACUUAUUCCCCCUCA